This is a messenger RNA of Sardina pilchardus (European sardine), 2302 nucleotides long. RefSeq lists its product as uncharacterized. Lineage: Eukaryota; Metazoa; Chordata; Actinopteri; Clupeiformes; Clupeidae. The record is from RefSeq and is a predicted model, not a curated record. The transcript has 7 exons. The coding region runs from base 317 to 2302 and encodes 661 amino acids. Gene Ontology annotation, molecular function: protein binding.
CGGAUCGUUUUCUUGUCGGAAGGAACGAGGACGAAAGUUGGUCCCUUCACCUUUGAUAUUUCACGCCUUUGCCAACGGAUCAGACUUCUCCAGAAAGCCCGGGAGAUUAGGCUCAAGGGACCUCCAUGGGCUCUCGCUGCGCUGAAAGUCUCUCCUCUGCUGGACCUCCUCUGGACUCUAAACUGCAGCCCUUUGAGCAUCUGUUGCCCACACACACAAUUGCUGAGGUAUUGCUGACUGUGAGCAUGAGUGCAGGGUUGGAGUGCUAACGCUAACGCCUGGUCCAGCUGCAAUUGACCGACGCUAGCAGUGAUUCAUGGGAAGCCACCACACUGGCACCGCAAGGCCGUCUCUCGGCAAAGCCAUGUCCGCGGCUGUCAGGAUACCCGUGAUGGAGCUGGUGGUGCUGCUGCUGGUGACCCUGUUGGCAGUGCCCUCCCCGGCCACCUCCAUGCUGUGCCCCAAGCGCUGCACGUGCCAGAACCUGCUGCCCUCCUACACGGUGCUGUGCGCCAAGACGGGCCUGCUCUUCGUGCCGCCCAACAUCGACCGGCGCACGGCCGAGCUGCGGCUCAUGGACAACUUCAUCACCACGCUGCGCCACCGCGACUUCGCCAACAUGAGCAGCCUCAUCCACCUGACGCUGUCGCGCAACACCAUCAGCCAGAUCCGACCUUACGCCUUCGCCGACCUGCAGGACCUCCACGCGCUCCACCUGGACGCCAACCGUCUGACCGUGCUGGACGACACACACCUGCAGGGCUUGGUCAACCUGCGCCACCUCAUCCUGGCCAGCAACCAGCUGCACAGCAUCUCGUCCGGCGCCUUCCAGGACUUCCUGGAGACGCUGGAGGACCUGGACCUGUCCUACAACAACCUGGUGGACGUGCCGUGGGAGACCAUGGGCAUGCUGGUCAGCGUCAACACGCUGAGCCUGGACCACAACCUCAUCGAGUACGUGCCCGAGGGCAUCUUCUCCAACAUGCACAAGCUGGCGCGCCUGGACAUGACGUCCAACAAGCUGAAGAAGAUCCCGCCGGACCCGCUGUUCCUGCGCAUCCCCGUCUACGCCAAGCUGAAGGGCUCGCCGCUGACCGCCCUGGUGCUGAGCUUCGGCGGCAACCCGCUGCACUGCAACUGCGAGCUGAUGUGGCUGCGGCGGCUGACCCGCGAGGACGACCUGGAGACGUGCGCCUCGCCGCGCGAGCUGGCCGGCAAGUACUUCUGGACCAUCAGGGAGGAGGAGUUCACGUGCGAGCCGCCCAUGAUCAUGCGCCACAGCCCCAAGACCUUCGUGAUGGAGGGCCAGCGCGUCAGCCUGCGCUGCAAGCACAUCGGCGACCCCGAGCCGUCCACCCACUGGGUCAGCCCCGACGGCAAGGUCAUCGGCAACACGUCGCGCACCACCUGCUACGAGAACGGCACGCUGGACAUCCACACCACCGCCGUCAAGGACUCGGGGACGUUCACGUGCAUCGCGUCGAACGCGGCCGGCGAGGCUACGGAGAAGGUGGAGCUGGUGGUCAACCCGUCGCCCCACUACAACCCCAAGCUGGAGCCCGAGCCGGGCCCGUCCGACAUGCCCACCUCCAUCAAGUCCAACGCCAGCGGCGGCCACUCCAAGAACGACCAGCCGCGCGUCAGCGUGUCCGAGCUCACCGCGUCGUCCGUCGUCGUCCACUGGCCGCCGCAGAGCGAGAUCCCCGGCGUGCGCAUGUACCAGAUCCAGUACAACAGCUCCACCGACGACAUCCUCAUCUACAGGAUGAUCCCUGCCUCCCACAAGCUGUUCCAGCUGAGCGACCUGGCGUCGGCACGGGACUACGACCUGUGCGUGCUGGCCGUGUACGACGACGGCGUGACCACGCUGACCGCCACACGCCUGGUGGGCUGCGUGGCCUUCAGCACGGAGCGCGACUACCACCAGUGCCGCUCGCUGCACGACCAGUUCCUGGGCGGCACCAUGAUCAUCAUCAUCGGCGGCAUCAUCGUGGCCUCCGUGCUCGUCUUCAUCUUCAUCCUCCUCAUGAAGUACAAGCUGCACAGCAACCACUACAAGCAGAAGGCCGCGCGCGUCAGCAACGUCUGCUCCCAGACCAACGGGGGCCAAGCGGCGGGGAGCGCCGUGGUGGCUCCGGGGGCCAGCGUGGUGGCCAAGCUCCAGGGCCCGAUGGCGCUGGACAGGCACGAGCCCCUGCUGGAGGGAGGAGGCUGCUACGGGGCCCUGAAGGGCACCACGGUGGUGGACUUGAACCCGGAGUACCGCAAGUCGGUGAAGGACGACGACGCCAUCUCGCAAUAA